AUGGCAGCCCCCGCCCUCAUGGUCCUGGUGCUUGUGCUGCCUGCAGGGGCCUGGCCUAGCCUGGGCCUGUCCAGGAGGCCCUGUGUGCACUGCUGCCGUCCACCAUGGCCCCCUGCUGCCGCCCCUGGCCCACACAUCCCUUUGAGUGAACAGGCCCCGUGGGUGGGGCUGCCCCGUGUGCGGCCCACCAUUGACAUCUCUAUCCUCAAAGGAGAGAAGGGUGAGGCAGGGGCCAGAGGUCAUGCAGGAAGGAGCGGGAAGGAGGGUCCCCAGGGCUCCUGCGGCCUGCAGGGCCACAAAGGCCAGAAGGGGCAGAUGGGGUUUCCGGGUGCCCCGUGCCAGCAUGCCCACGUGGCCUUCUCUGUGGGUCGGCGUGAGGGACUGCACAGUGUGGAGGACUUCCAAGCRGUGCCCUUUGAUAUGGAGCUGGUCAACCUGGACGGCACCUUCGACCUGGCCACGGGCCGCUUCCGCUGCAAGGUGCCGGGCAUCUACUUCCUGAGCCUGCACGUGCACACCUGGAACUUCAAGGAGGCCUACCUGCACAUCAUGCUGGACCAGCGGCCCAUGGCCGUGCUGUAUGCACAACCCAGCGAGCGCAGCCUCAUGCAGGCCCAGAGCCUACUGCUGCCACUGGAGGCCAGCAGCACCGUCUGGGUGCGCAUGUUCCACCGUGACCAGGACAACRCCAUCCACGGAGAGCCCGGGGACCUCUAUAUCACCUUCAGUGGCCACCUGGUCAAGCCGGCUAGUGAGCUCUAG
Urocitellus parryii (Arctic ground squirrel) is the source of this 762-nucleotide messenger RNA. RefSeq names its product C1q and TNF related 8 (gene C1qtnf8). Gene Ontology annotation, molecular function: protein binding. The record is from RefSeq and is a predicted model, not a curated record. Lineage: Eukaryota; Metazoa; Chordata; Mammalia; Rodentia; Sciuridae.